This is a messenger RNA of Phialemonium atrogriseum, 1713 nucleotides long. RefSeq names its product fungal trichothecene efflux pump. The transcript has 7 exons. Gene Ontology annotation, molecular function: transmembrane transporter activity. Gene Ontology annotation, cellular component: plasma membrane. NCBI's taxonomy places the organism in Eukaryota, Fungi, Ascomycota, Sordariomycetes, Cephalothecales, Cephalothecaceae. Gene Ontology annotation, biological process: transmembrane transport. Bases 1 to 1713 code for a protein of 570 amino acids. The record is from RefSeq and is a predicted model, not a curated record.
AUGGUCGAACAACGCCUGAAGUCUUCAGACGGUGGCAACAGUUUGGUGGACGAGACCGCCGCAGAGGUAGACGGGUCUCGAGAGGAGCGCGUCACAGCGAAAGCAUGGCUGUGUGUCUUUCUCCUCUCACUGAGUUUCGGCGUCCCAUUUUGGGCCACCCCAACAACCUCGGCCGUCGCAUUCCAGCUGCUGGAGACAUUCGGCGACAGCUCCCUUUCGGCCUGGGUCGUCCCCUGCAUCACGACAGCCGCGACGGUGACGAUCCUCCUGUUCGGGUGCAACUCGGACCUGUUCGGCCGCCGGCCCUUCCUCCUCUUCUCCAACCUCAUCAACGCCGUCGGGUACGCCGUGAUCGCGACGUCCAAUAACUCAAACCAACUCAUUGCCGGGCUGUGCCUCAACGGUGCUGGCUCAGGGAUAGCAGGGGUCGCGCUGAUCGCGUGCCCUGAGUUGCUGCCGAAUCGGUACAGGCACAUCGGGGUCGCCCUGGCGGACGGGUUUGUCUACUUGAUGAUUAUCAUUGGCCCUGUGGUAGGUCGUGCUGCCAUCAUUCACGACGAUGAUCGCUGGAAGUACAUCUAUUGGGCAGGGUUUAUCAUUUCGUGCAUUGCUUUCUUCGGACUUCUUUUCUUCUACUUCCCUCCCAAGCACCCGAGAGGUGUUCCAUGGAGAGAUGCCCUAAGAGGGUUAGAUUGGAUCGGGGCCCUCUUAUUCACCCCUGGCGCUGUGAUGGUGCUUGUUGGAAUUGUCUACACCACCUACAUCCCAGCUAGCGAUAAGAGGGUUAUCAUAUGCCUUACACUUGGUUUCGUGUUAAUCACCGCUUUUGGGUUGUGGGAGCGGUUCUCCGGCGUCAAGUAUCCUCUUUGCCCGACCGAGAUCUUCCGAAGCCACAAAGGCCAGGAAUUCACAGCUCCGUUCUGUCUGUCCUUCAUCGUAGUUGGAUUCUUCUAUGGACUUGCAGUCAUCUAUCCUACCAUGCUGAACGACUUCUACAUUGAUGCCAACACCCCAGCAUCUGAGCAGAUGCUCCUGACCCUGCCUGCAAAUCUGGGCCUACCUUUUGGCUCGCUCCUCUUGAUCCUUUUUGGCAAUAAGAUUGGCCAUUGGCGAUGGACGCUCGUCGGGUCGGUGUUCUCACUUGUCCUAUGGGGCAGCCUGAUGGCGCUGGUUACGCCGUACAACAAGGCCAUGAUGAUUGCCUUCGUGGUCCUCGGCCAUAUCUCGUACGGGUGGGCGGCCUACCUCGCCGUGACCUUCACGCAGCUCGGUGUACCGCAAAUAUACCUAGGUAUAUCGGGCGGUCUGGCCGGCCUGGCGCGAUACGCCGGGGGGGCAGUGGCAUCGGCGUGCUACUCCAGCGCCAUCGGAAACGGCCUGAAAACUAAGGGCGCUGUACUCAUCCCCAAGGCGGCCUUGGAUGCCGGUUUGCCCCGCUCCUCGUUGGACCAGCUUAUGGCAGCGGUUCCCCAAGGCGUGGCUGCUAUUUCCAAGGUCCCCGGCGUAACACCCGCUGUGAACGAGGCUGUUGGAGUAGCAUAUAAGUAUGCUGCGGCUUUUGGUCUUCGCAACGCUGCUCUUGCGUCUUUGGCCUUUGGGUUAGUCGGUAUCGGCUUGGCUGUCGCCUGCGAGGAUAUCACUCCCAAAAUGACCAAGAAGAUCGAGGUUUUUCUUGAGAACGACGCUCUCGCGGAUAAAAAUACGUUCCAUUAA